Plutella xylostella (diamondback moth) is the source of this 1962-nucleotide messenger RNA. RefSeq names its product Radial spoke head protein 4a (gene Rsph4a). Lineage: Eukaryota; Metazoa; Arthropoda; Insecta; Lepidoptera; Plutellidae. The record is from RefSeq and is a predicted model, not a curated record. Gene Ontology annotation, cellular component: axoneme; radial spoke. Gene Ontology annotation, biological process: axoneme assembly; cilium movement involved in cell motility; cilium assembly.
UCAAAGGUCAACAAGUGGACAAAAAAAACCAAUCAAUAAGAUUAAAUUCAUUUCAUUUUAGUUUAGGUUGAUUCGACAAAAAAUGUCGCAAACAUUUCUAUUAGAACCAGAUAUAAUAGCUGCAGCAGAAAAUGUACUGCCGGAGCUUAACACGGACUUGGUGCUGGCGAAAAACUACUUGAAGACCCAAAGCGCAGCGUCUGGUGACUCUUUAUACGACCAUCUAGUAGACAUGGUGCACAAUCUCCUGACGCACAAGCCGCCAGACGCGGUGGAUCACUUCGAGAGGCUCUCCUGGGACGUCAAGAGAGAGAAGUUCCGGCCCAACUUCGACCUCCUGAACGAAGUGUUCCUCGCGCCGCCACAGCUCGUCGCUGUGAGGCGGACUGAGGAGAUGUUUCUGAUGAUAGAAAGCAAGGCGGAGAACCUGGAUGACGAUUUGAGUGAAGAGGAGCCAGACCUGGACCUGGAGGAAGAGCUGCAGAAGCCCAGAGUGGCUGACCUGCUGGAACACAACCAGAACUUCAAGGAAGGAGGCUACGGUCUGCCAGACAGUGAGUGCUUCCCUCUCUACAUCGCGCUGAAGAUGCUGGCUGCUAAGGAGGGUGUCGCGAGCGUCAGAUUCUUCGGAAAAAUAUUUGGGACGAAGGCAAACUACUACGUGGCCGAAACUGAACUCACCGCCGAAGAAAUGGAGAAGAGGAUACGUGACUUCGAUAUGAAAGACAUGGCUGGCGAGGGCGAGGGUGAAGAUGUGGGAGAGGAGAAGCCGGUGGAAGACGAGGAAAAAGCAGAAGCCGAAGAAGUACCAGAGGAAGUAGUAGGUGAGGAAAUAGCGGAGAAGCCCUCUGGACCGGUGCCUCCGAAGCUACCCCCGAUCCCCGUGUCAACCUGGCAGCCGCCGCCGCCGAUACCACCUGAGAGACCAGGGGAAGGAGUCAAUAGGAAGGUAUACUGGGUGUGCCACUGCCCCGGGGAGCAGUGGGUGAGCCUGCCCGACGUGACCCCGGACCAGAUCCGCGUCGCCAGGCUCACUGUCCACGCGCUUACAGGCGACCUUGAGGCUGAGGUGAUCCUGUUCCCUCCAUUCGACGGUGUAGAGAAAAACUACCUGCGCGCGCAGCUCGCGCGCCUCGCCGCCGCCACCGCCGUGUCUCCACAGGGGUUCUAUACCUUCGGCUCAGGCGAGGAGGAGGAGGAUGUGGACGUGGAAGAUGGAGGUGACAUGGAUUUGAGCCCGAACCCGUACUACGAAGGGCACUCCAUCAAGGACCUGCUGGACCCCUCGUACUGGGUGCACCACGAGCGCCACAUCCUCAAGCAGGGAAGGACCAUCUGGUGGAACCAGGAUGCUGGCAUGGACGAAGCCAUAGCAGAAGAGGAAGACGAAGAUGCCUUCCCCCAGCAGCAGCCGGAGUCGGGUCCCCCCCUCAUGACGUCACUGUCUGAGGACGCCAGGAUUGAGCAGUUCCCCGCCUGGACUGCCAGAAGCAGCACCCGGCUGGUGACAGAGCGCGCGCUGGUGACACUGCGCAGCACCCGCUGGCCCGGCGCCGUGGCUUACGCCACCAGCGGCAAAAAAUCGGAGUGCAUGUACGUGGGCUGGGCGCUCAAGUUCCUGCCUCCGAACUUCUCUCCCAUGCAGCUGCCGAAGGUCCAGGACGAGUACCCGCUCGGCCCCGAGAUCAUGGAGAUGGCCGACCCCACCGCCGCUGAUGAGGAGGCGUACCGCAUCCUACACCUGCCCCCGGAGCCGGCGCAGGAGAUGAUGGAGGAGGAGGUUCUCACGGAGGAAGAAGAAGAAGACGAAGAUGAAGAUGAGGAGUAGACUUGAAAUAGUGUACAGUUGAAGUAGGUUGCGGUCUUAUUAUUAUUUAUGAUGAUACCAAACACACUAGUUAAUUUGGGCUUCGCAAAAAUCUGCGACUGUUUUGACAGUUUUUCAAGGCAAAUACUUGAUUA